Molecule: messenger RNA, 2731 nt
Organism: Eurytemora carolleeae
Lineage: Eukaryota; Metazoa; Arthropoda; Copepoda; Calanoida; Temoridae
Product: E3 ubiquitin-protein ligase TRIM37
Exons: 8
Coding region: 21-2570 (849 amino acids)
Biological process (GO): negative regulation of centriole replication; protein autoubiquitination
Cellular component (GO): peroxisome; aggresome
Molecular function (GO): ubiquitin protein ligase activity; tumor necrosis factor receptor binding; ubiquitin protein ligase binding
Source: RefSeq, a predicted model, not a curated record
UUCAGAGAUAAAAUGUUGUAAUGCCGAACCAGGAUAAACCUCGUCCUUCCUCGCCCCCUGUUCCGGGUCCGUCCAGCAACUCAGGGGAGAGUCCUGCUCCAGUUAGAAGAAGAGAAGAGCCGACUAUGGAGAGUCUAGCCGAAGUGUUUCGUUGUUUUAUCUGUAUGGAGAAGUUAAGGAACGCCCAUCUCUGCCCUCACUGCUCCAAGCUUUGUUGCUACAUGUGUAUCAGACGUUGGUUAACUGAGCAGAGAUCUCAAUGCCCGCAUUGCCGCGCUUCCUUGCAUAUUCAUGAACUGGUCAACUGCCGCUGGGUAGAGGAGGUCACCCAACAGUUGGAUAAUUUAAAGGAUGUAGGAGGAGCUGGUGUUGGAGGAGGAGGAGGAGACGGACGCCCUCUCCAGGAUAAAUGUGAACUACACCAGGAGAAGCUGAGCGUAUACUGCUGGACGUGUAGUAUCUGUAUCUGUCAUCAGUGCGCUCUGUGGGGAGGAAACCACUCCGGUCAUACUUUUAAACCUCUAGAUGAUAUUUACUCCCAACAUGUUGGGAAGGUAAGAGAGGAGGUGGCCCUGCUCAGGAGAAGGUUGAUGGAACUCAUCUCUUUAGGACAGGAGGUCGAACGGAACGUUGAGAGUGUUCGUGCCGCCAAGGAUGAACGAGUUCGUGAGAUAAGGAACGCGGUUGAGCUUAUGAUCGCCAGGUUGGACUCCCAGCUCAAGAGUAAGCUCCAAACCUUGAUGUCCCACAAGAACGGAUUGAACCAGGAGACAGAGCAGGUUGAGCAGCUGCUGGCUAGUAUUGAGUCUCAGCUCUCUACUGAAACCAAGGGCCAGCUUAUCGCUAAGAGUGGAGAAAUAUUGCAGCUCGCCCUUGCAGCAAAUAAAAAACCAAUUCCAAGCUUUGCUACUGCACAGGUUCAGCCUCAUUUCCAGUCUGAGAUUGUACCCCUGUACGACGAGAAGAGCUUUACGUUAACGAACUUCUCCUCCCUGCAGAGCAAGGCGGAUCCUGUAUACUCUCCGCCACUACAUGUAAACGGACUCAGCUGGAGACUAAAGGUGUACCCUGAUGGGAACGGUGUGGUACGAGGGAACUAUCUCUCCGUGUUCCUGGAGCUAAGUGCUGGGCUCCCUGAAACCAGCAAGUAUGAGUACAGGGUUGAGAUGGUUCACCAUGGUCGAGAUACAAAUAAGAAUAUUGUCCGGGAGUUUGCGUCAGACUUCGAGGUCGGGGAGUGCUGGGGAUACAACAGGUUUUUCCGCCUGGACCUACUCGCUAGUGAGGGAUAUCUCAACAGCAAUAGUUUAACCUUAACAUUUCAAGUUAGAGCCCCAACCUUCUAUCAGAAAAGUAGAGAUCAGCAAUGGUACAUUCAGCAGCUCCAGACCCUUCAUACACAAUAUGUUUCACAAAUAUCGGAGCUUAGAUCCCGUCUCUGUGCUCCGACUCCGUCCGACCUAAAUCCGUUGGUAAAUUUACCCCAGCCCCAACCUAUGCCUCGUCUUCGGUCCUCACGCCGUCUCCAGGCUGACUCGGAGACAGUGGAAAGCGGUCGUCUCUCCAGCUCCAGUGAGAGUGAAGGGGAAAGUAGUGAGAUAGAGGAGAGUAUCGGAGAAAGCAAUGCUAGUGCUGAUCAUCCGAUCCCUUUCUCCGAGUUGGAUCCUGAUCCUCGGUUCGAGUUUAAACACCUGAUGAGCUCCAGUCUACCAGCAAGUACGGAGAUGUUUCGAUGUUCUAAAGAAUCGUCCUCUGCCACAAACUCAACUGCAUUUGCGGAGAGUUCGUCACAACUUUCUCAGCGUUCAGGAAGAAACUCGGCUUUAGAGGAUGAACUCAUGCUUCUGAGAUUGCUUGAUCUUCAUAAAACCUCCCGGGAAAACUCCAGUGCUCCGAUAUAUAGACCGGAGAAUGAUACUGCUGCGUCUCUAACCGCAAGUCCUUUCCAUUCGGAGAGUCCACUCCCAGUCCUUCCUCUCAAUCAUAACCAUAGAUUGAGUUCAUCCCUCUCCACCAAUAUAGAGUUUGCUUUCGGAGCAACAGCUGUAGAAACUCCGCCCUCAACUCCGUUCCUCCCUGUAGACUUGUUUGCUCUUGAACCUGCGCUGCGAGCGGAACGAGGAGAUUUUCGUCCUUUUGAGACAGUUACUCGGGACUGCUCGGAGAGGACAACUGAUCAACUUGAUAAAAUUGCGCCAAGACCAUCUCUAGUCCUAGAUCAGAUCGAUCUCAGUUCUCUCCGACUGUCAGCUGCAACCCCGGAGUUUAGAAUUCAGGGGAUGGAUUCGAAUAUCGGAGAUAUGAAUCAAUCCAUCCCAUCUCAUCCGUUAUCUCUACCGGAAGCUUUGCAGCCUGAAUGUAUUGAACCUAGUAACUCGGAGAACCUUGAACCUAGCGAGUCCGUCCCUAAACCUGAGACAAGCAGUUCCUCCUACUCUGAUACACAUACACCAAUCUCAAGCAGCUUAUCUGCACCCUGCAGCUCUCAACGCAGUACUGAUGCUGCUCCUUCUGAAACUGGCAGCUCCGGAGAAGAGCCGAAGGAAGCUAAAAAAGAUCAACCAAACUGAACAUUCUGAAUCUUUGCAUUUUUAUUUAAUAAUCUUUAAUUAUUAAGUAUUAACCAUUCUAUUAUUAGUAAACUAUAAUCAAUUAACCAUGAGCUAUAUUAACAAAAUCAACUACUAAAUCAAAUAUUAGUCUAUAUGGAAUAAAAAUGUUUUUGUUGAAA